Molecule: messenger RNA, 1888 nt
Organism: Rosa rugosa (rugosa rose)
Lineage: Eukaryota; Viridiplantae; Streptophyta; Magnoliopsida; Rosales; Rosaceae
Product: respiratory burst oxidase homolog protein E-like
Cellular component (GO): plasma membrane
Molecular function (GO): NAD(P)H oxidase H2O2-forming activity
Source: RefSeq, a predicted model, not a curated record
AUGACUAAAUCGUUCAGACCCAAGAACCUGCUUCGUAGACUAAAUCGUUCACUUCAGUGUCUCAUACUAGACAAUUGGCAGCGUGGUUGGAUUUUAUUACUGUGGAUUGUUGCCUGCAUGGCUUCACUUUUUGCCUGGAAAUUCUACCAAUACAGAAACAAAGCAGCAUUUGAAGUCAUCGGCUAUUGCUUGCCAGUAGCCAAAGGAGCUGCAGAAACUUUGAAGCUUAACAUGGCCCUCAUCCUUUUACCUGUUUGUCGUAACACACUGACAUGGCUUCGAUCAACACAAGCUAGGUCCUUCAUUCCCUUUGAUGACAACAUUAAUUUCCACAUGAUGAUUGCAUUUGCUAUAGCAAUUGGAAUAAUUGUUCAUGCUGGGAACCAUGUGGCAUGUGACUUUCCUCGUCUAGUAAACUCAUCUGCGGAAGAAUUUGAGCCAAUAUCCUCUGAUUUCCAUGGCAAAAACCCGACGUACAAAUUCUUAUUCACUGGACCAGAAGGCUUGACUGGAAUUCUGAUGGUGAUUUUUAUGGCCAUCUCAUUCACGCUAGCAGCGAGUCACUUUCGAAGGAACAUGGUGAGGCUUCCUGCCCCCUUGAACAAACUGACUGGGUUUAAUGCGUUCUGGUAUUCUCAUCAUCUGCUAGGUCUGGUCUACGUUUUGCUACUCAUCCAUGGAAGCUGUUUGUACUUUGUCCACGAGUGGUAUCAGAAAACGACAUGGAUGUACAUCUCUGUUCCAUUUCUGCUGUAUGUAGCAGAGCGCAGUAUCCGAACAUGUAGAUCAAAACACUAUUCAGGUAAGAUACUAAAGGCUACAAUCUUACCCGGAAAUGUUAUCAGCUUAAUCAUGUCCAAGCCACCUGGAUUUAAGUACAGAAGUGGGCAAUGCAUAUUUCUACAAUGCCCAACAAUCUCCCCAUUUGAAUGGCACCCAUUUUCCAUCACCUCGGCACCUGGGGAUGAGCAUCUGAGUGUUCAUAUCCGAACAGUUGGAGACUGGACGCAAGAAUUGAAGCAAGCCAUUUCUGAGGGAGAUCAUUCAUUAUCCUUGGUUCAUCAAACAUUCAAUCUAGUACAACCCAAAUUGUUUUUUGAUGGUCCAUAUAGUGAUAUGGGCCAAUGGCACAGGUACGGCAACUAUGAUGUCGUACUCCUUGUGGGUCUUGGCAUUGGAGCUACCCCUUUUGUAAGCAUCCUUAAAGAUCUUCUUAACACAAUUAUAUGCAUUUAUUCAAAUACAGAAACUAGUACACCAUCAGGCAGCCUAAAUAGUUUUACAUCAUCAUGUUUGACACCCAAUGACAAGAAGAAAUCACAGAGGACUACAAAUGCUCAUUUCUAUUGGGUACCUGGCUCUUUUGAGUGGUUUAAAGGAGUCAUGGAUGAAGUGGCAGAAAUGGAUCUCAAAGGUCAGAUUGAACUUCACAACUACCUUACGAGUGUCUACGAAGAGGGUGAUGCAAGGUCAACUCUAAUCACCAUGGUCCAAGCUCUCAACCAUGCCAAACAUGGAGUUGACAUCCUAUCUGGCACCAGGGUAAUGACUCAUUUUGCAAGACCUAAUUGGAAAGAAGUGUUUACCAAGAUAGCUUCCAAGCAUCCAUUUUCGACAGUGGGGAUAUUCUACUGUGGGAUGCCAAUGUUAGCAAAGGAGCUGAAGAUGCUAUCACUUGAGCUCAGUCACAAGACAUCGACACACUUUGAAUUCCACAAGGAGUACUUUUAAAACUAGGAACUUACACAAAGAUGACACAGCUAUUCUUCUGUAAUCAUUCUGAUUAUCCAUAGAUGAAACUAAUCAUAUAUGUAUAAUGAUAGUAGCUCAGAAAGAUGUAAAUGCAAUUGUUUACCACACACACACACACAUUUAUAUAUAUAAAGAA